Molecule: messenger RNA, 6754 nt
Organism: Cynoglossus semilaevis (tongue sole)
Lineage: Eukaryota; Metazoa; Chordata; Actinopteri; Pleuronectiformes; Cynoglossidae
Gene: fancm
Product: FA complementation group M
Exons: 24
Coding region: 323-6442 (2039 amino acids)
Biological process (GO): double-strand break repair via synthesis-dependent strand annealing; interstrand cross-link repair
Molecular function (GO): four-way junction helicase activity; 3'-5' DNA helicase activity; four-way junction DNA binding
Source: RefSeq, a predicted model, not a curated record
UCAAACUUUUAUUAAGUUCCGGUGUGAACCCAAAACACGCAACUCAGGUCAUUAUGGAAAUAUCACGGCGAGCAAAAAUUAUAUCUCGCCAAAUUUCUAUACUUAUCUAAAAUAUGGGGUUAAUUGCAAUUGAAACUCAAUUUUACAUAUAUUGUUCAAACCGUAAGUUAAAUGAUUGAAUAAAAACGCAGUACAGCGUGUUGUUUUAUUUUGAAAACUCGUUGACGGAAGUGCCUUAUGUUGACAUCAUGUUCAGUUCGCCACAUAGCUGCUGCUAAUCACAUGGCACUUUUAUUUAAGUUUAUUGCCACAGCUGAGGAGAAUGGACGCUGGCUCCAACCAGAGGACGUUGUUCCAGACCUGGGGAACAGCGGUCUCACAAAGUAAAGCAGCGAAGCCCCAAAAUGUGGGCGAAAAACGGCGGAAAACAACACAUGACAGCAGCACAGUUCGAGUAGCUGCAACAAAACACACCUCUUUAAAUCCUUUGUGGACUGAAUAUGGAGAAAGUUCGACAAACACACCAGACACCACGGUGAGGCCAGAUGAAUCUACUGCGUUUGACUGUGAAGAUGACGACGAUGACGUUAUGGUGGUUGCCGUCUACGAGGCGGAAAAGAACCUGCAGUGUGAAAAUGCUACAAACUUGACUCUAAAUGAAAACUGUGUGGAAGCAGAGAGCAGGUCUCUCUCUCCAGUCCCACUGAGUGGUAGGACGUUUCCAGAGCUCCCUGGGUUUGACGGCUCCUCAGCCAAAGUAUGGAUCUACCCUACCAACUACCCCCUCAGGGAGUACCAGCUGAAUAUGUCAGAGGCUGCUCUGUUUCAGAACACUCUGGUGUGUCUGCCCACUGGUCUGGGAAAAACCUUCAUAGCCUCUGUGGUGAUGUACAACUUCUACCGCUGGUAUCCUUCAGGGAAGAUUGUUUUCAUGGCUCCAACCAAACCCCUGGUGGCCCAGCAGAUCGAGGCUUGUUAUAAAGUGAUGGGGAUCCCACAGGAUCACAUGGCCGAGCUGACAGGCAGCACCGCAGCCAAGCAGAGACAGGAAGUGUGGAGGUCCAAGCGUGUCUUCUUCCUCACCCCUCAGGUCAUGGUGAAUGAUUUGUCCAGAGGCACGUGUCCAGCGCAGCAGGUCAAGUGUGUGGUGAUCGAUGAAGCCCACAAAGCACUGGGGAACCAUGCCUACUGUCAGGUGAUCAGACAACUCACCAGUCAGACACUACAGUUCCGUGUGCUGGCACUGAGUGCUACACCAGGAGGUGAUUCAAAGUCAGUCCAGUCUGUCAUCUCCAAUCUGCUCAUCUCCCACAUUGAGCUGCGUUCUGAAGAGAGCCCUGACAUCCAGGCUCAUUCUCACCAGCGGAGUGUGGAGAAGAUGGUGGUUCCUCUGGGGGAGGCUCUUACUGCCCACCAGGAGCUCUACCUACAGGUGCUGCAGAAAUUCAUGUCACGUCUGGUCCAGAGCCGAGCGAUGGCUCAGAAGGACCUGAGGACUCUCUCCAAGUACCAGCUGAUACUGGCCAGGGACCAGUUUCGCAAAAACCCACAACCAAACAUCAAGGGCCAACAGCAUGGAAUGCUUGAGGGGGAUUUUGCCCUCUGUAUCAGUUUGUAUCAUGGCUAUGAGCUACUGAUGCAGAUGGGGCUCCGUUCACUGUUUUUUUACCUCCAAGGAAUCGUGGAUGGUUCUCGAGAAAUGACCAGGGCAAGAAAUGAGCUGCAGCGGACUCCGAUCUUUGUUCAACUCUAUCAUGAUAUGGAACAAAUGUUUAUGAGGCCACCUGCUGGUCCAGAUGAGCCGUUCAUGUACAGUCAUCCCAAACUGAAAAAACUGGAGUCAGUGGUGCUGCAGCAUUUCAACCGAUGGUCUGGGAGUUCCACAGACAACAACGAAAACACACGUGUGAUGAUUUUCUCAUCGUUCCGGGAAAGUGUACAGGAGAUCGCUGACAUGUUGAAUCGCCAUGCCCCGAAGAUCAAGGUCAUGACCUUUAUGGGUCAGGCUUCAGCAGGGAAGGGGGUCAAAGGGUUCACGCAAAAGGAACAGCUGGAGGUGGUGCACAGGUUCCGUCAGGGGGGCUUUAACACGCUAGUGUCCACCUGUGUGGGUGAAGAAGGGCUGGACAUCGGGGAGGUAGACCUCAUUGUUUGCUUCGACGCCCAGAAGAGUCCCAUUCGCCUGGUGCAGCGCAUGGGCCGCACUGGACGCAAACGCCACGGACGCAUCGUUGUCAUCCUGGCUGAGGGUCGUGAAGAGAGGACGUACAAUCAGAGCCAGAGCAACAAACGCAGCGUGUACAAGUCCAUCAUUGGCAACACCAGUGGUUUUCACAUGUACCCCAACAGUCCACGCAUGCUGCCCGACGGAGUCAACCCCACCCUGCAUAAAAUGCACAUCACCUGUGGACAGUUUGACCACCAGGAGAGAAAGAGGUCCUCCGGUGGUGGACGGCGGUCGAACACUGAGGGUCGCACGUCACUGGUUCACCCUAAAAACCUAAUCCUGCAGGGCAGGAGAACGUCGGAUGGCUUCCUCAACAGCUCCGAAUAUUCUCUGUGGGCGUCGACCAUGAAGCUGGAGGACAAUGAAGCCCGUCCAAUUCUGAAGGAGUCACAUUUUGUGUCCAUCGCCGGUGAAGCACCACCUGAGGAGAAAAACAGAGGACCGACCAGAGAGUUAUCCCUGUGGGAGUGGAGACACUGGCAGCACAAGUCACUUCCUACACAUGUUGUUGAUCAUUCUGUCCGCUGCCAACACUUUGUGAAGGUGAUGGAGCUGGUGGACUCCAUGAAGGACGAGAAUGAGGGUGAGUGCUCCUACGAAGAGCAGCUUCGUCCUCACACACACAAAAAUGAUGUUGUUGGUCACGUGACGAACAGACAGAAGAGCAAAGACAGGCGCACCGGGACAGCAAAUAAAAAGACCAAAGUGUCUCCUCAUCUGGAAUAUAUACAUGAGGGAGAAGAAGGAGAGAAAACCCAAGAAUCAGAAUUCAUGUGUGCUGCAGCUCUGACAAAAACAACACGGUCAAGUCGUCAGGAGACAGGAGAACUAGAAGACUUCACAGAUGAUCCAGGCCUCCGGGACUUCUCCAGUCCUCAUCCCAUCAAUGACCGCCUUGUAGCUGACAUGGAUGAUGACGCCUGUGUCGUCCUCAAUUCAGACUCUGCUGUGACUGAGCCCCUACAUUCAGAGAGGAGGGCGAAGACUGCAGCAGAGGAAGACCUCGAACUGCAGGCCAUGUUUUUUCUUCCCUCGUGGGACAAUGUACCUUGUCCUCCGUCCCUUGGUGAACCUCUGCCGGGAGGAUCUGAGAAGCUGAAGGUCAUUCUGGCCAAUGUGGAGGAGCUUCUGUCUCGAUCUCCUCAGCCACUGACUGACGACCUGGGGUCAGACUUGGCUCCUCCUCCUUCUAAUCAGGUGAUCGAGGUUCCAUUUAACGUCAGCUUUACUUUGGAUCUAGACGACGACGAUGACGAAGUAGACGAUGGCUCACCAAGGGUGGACUCACCUCCAACUCCACUGGAGGAAAAUGACAAAUUGGAGGCCAAGAGUCCCAGCUGGGAUGAUGUUUUUGAAGACGAAGAAGAAAACAAUGAUCAUCAUAGGAGGGAUGAAGACCUGGAGAUGGACUCGAAGGAGGGAAACGCUCAUGAAGAAGCUGAUAAAAGUAGGAAAAUAAGUGUUGAUGACUUCAAGAACGAGGAUGAAGAUGGUUUGGACUUUGACCGUCAGUCGAGUGAGAGCAUGGAUCUGUUCGGAGACGACGAAGCCUUCCUGCAGAUGACCAUACCUAACAUCUCCACCCCUGGCCUCACACCCAGGAGUUCCCCCGGUGGCAAAGGUGGCAGUGAAUACGUGUCCAACAUGUCGUAUGUAGAAAGUCACACCACCGGCCCACGCAGUGAGACAGCUGCAGAAGACACACACACUUUAAACACAGCACAAACGGCCUGCGCGACGCACACACACCCCGAUGUCACCAGAGCUAACGCUAACACCACACACACGGGAGCGAUCGGUGAACCUUCAUCACCUCCCACAAUGCAACGCAACUCUGAGUCGUUUGACAAUUCUAAGGACUUCUUCUCAGUCAACUUUGACCUGGGUUAUUCACUGGAGGAGGAGGAGGACGAGGAGGACGAGGACGAGGAGGAGGAGGAGGAGGAGGGCGAGGAGGAGGAGGGAGCAGAUGUGGAGGCUGCUCCUGCUCCUCAGGCUGCAGUGCCGUCACCUGCCUCACCCGUGUCUCUGCGGGUCACCUCCAACUUCUCCACUCCUUUGAACAGAAACACCAGCAGCAGCAGAACGUCCAUGCAGCACCUUGGUUCUCAUUCGUCUUUGACCAGGACGUGGACAGAGCGGAGGGGUGGACAGAUGUCUCCUUUUCAGAGCCCGACGACUAAGAGCCAAGCUCUGCCGUCUCCCAUCGUGACGACGACGCCGAGGUUCAAGUUCAAGUCUGGUCCAAACACACCGGUAUCACUCAGCUGUUCAAAACUGAAGCCGAGGCCUGGAGGAGCUGACGACACCAGGGGAGGGUCAGGGGUGAGGAGCAUGACCUGGGACAAAACAAGUCCUCGUCCAGUGAGAUGCAUCAGUGACAGUGAAGACGACAUUGUGCUUCCUAGAAGAAGAAAUCAGAAUGUGCUCAACCCCCUGAGAUCUCCAGAUGUGUCCAAGAUGAGUGACGUAGACUCUCCCCUGGUGGUGAACAGAAAACGUCCGGCUCCGCUGAACACAUCCGGGGAAACCGAGGCCGAAGGUGUUUCUGACGAUGAUUUCCAGGACGAGAUUGUUCCCAGACUCAAACCUGCAGCACAGAGAGCUGAGAGGAAACGGGGGCCACAGAGCAGAGCCAAGGGCAGGUGUCAGUUCCUGGACAACGAAGCAGAGCUGUCGGAGGAGGACGGAGCAGACGUUUCCUCUGAUGAGGAGGACGGUGAUGAUCAGAACCAGUCUCUGGAAGGAUUUGUGGACGACAACACACACUUCUCUCAGGCACUGAAUGACUCAGAGAUGCGUGGUGUUUACCUGAAGUCUGUGAGAAGCCCUGUGGUCUGUGGCAGGUUCAAAAUGUCCUACAGGAACCGUCACAUGGACGUCUUCUCUCAGGUGCCUGAGAUGGACGAAACGUACGCCGAGGAUAGUUUUGUGGUGAGCAGCGAGGUGGAGGAGGUCGGUAGCAGUGAGGACGAGACUGAAGACGUGGAACUGAUGCCCGAGGCCUCUUAUAUUGACGGGCGAAGGCAGUACGCCACUAGGAGGCGAGUCUUCCUGCACAAGGUCAGAGCAGGAGCAAAGUCUUCAUCAGAACAGAGAGCUGAGGUGAAGGCAAAACAUACCAGGAUCAUACGAGUGAAUGACUCCAGUGAGGAGGAAAAAAGUGACGUGGAGGACGAGAGAAGUUCGGAAAGGGUGAAGUGUGAUGGAGCGCGGCCUGAGCCCUGCAGGAUGCAGCCAGAAACGUCUUCAUCUUCUCUCUCCAGGACCUCAACCGUAUCAUCCAGGGUGUCACUGCUGAGUAAAGCACAGAGGAGUUUGACGGCUGAAGAAGACAAGAAAGAAAGAUGUCGCCAGAGGUUAGAAAAUCAAUAUCUUCUGUCUGAUGAGCUGGACUUUGUUGAGCCACUGAGCAAAUCGUCUACAAGUCAGGCCAAGACACCAACCUCCACCUCCUCAGCACCUCAGACCCAGAGGUCGGUCUGUCCCGAUGUGUCCGUCAGUGAGUCCUCUGCUCCACCAGCCCCUGUCUGCAUCCUGGUGGACAGUCGCUGCAUCAGCGCCGGCGUGGAUCUGAUGACCAGCCUGCGUCAGCGCCACGCAGCCACCGUCCAAGUCUGCUCUCUGGACGGCAACUACUUUAUUGUCAGCAAUCGCAUGGCAGUGGCGAGGCACAGUCAGUCAGAUCUGGCCGCAGUGCAAAACAGGAAGCAGCUGGUGGAAAGAGGGAAAAGACUACAGGGGCUGUUUGAACGGGUUUGCUUCUUAGUGGAGAAGGACCGAAGCAAGCCAGGUGAGAUUUCACGACUGUUCCAACGAUCCCGAUAUUACGACAGCACCUUAGCGGGCUUGGUUAGGACAGGAGUUCGAUUGCUUUGGAGCGAUGGUGAAGAGGACAGUGCCCACCUCCUGGUAGACCUGGCCAGGCUGGAGCAGCGUAAAGGUCAGGGCAUCUGCGCACCGCUGGAGGUCAAAGGGCAGCACAGCGAGCAGGCUCUGCAGAUGUACCUGAACCUGCCCUCGGUCAGCUACGUUCACGCUCUGAACCUGAGCCACAACUUCAGGUCCAUUUCACAUUUCUUCAACAGUCCGGUUGAGGCCAUACAGAAAGGAGGCUGCAUGAGUUCAUCCAGAGCUGAGGAGAUUUACCGCUUCUUACACUACUCCUGCGACACCUCCCUCAUGACAGCAGCACAUUCAGGGAAAACCAGUUAGCAGCUCUCCGUCCUUAGUUUGUUUUAUUUCUUUUCUGUCUCCACACUGACCAGAAGGUCAGAGUAUCUGGUUUUUUGUUGUUUUUUUUUGCUCAUUAAAAAAAACUGUACCGUAGCAAACAGGACAGGACAGGAAAUGCUACAUACAACACAUGAAAGUAUUUGUUUUACAGCACUUUAUGAUGGAAUUUCAGUUGGUUGUAAUCAUGACUUGUUUAAUUCAAGAGACUUGAAUAAUUUAUGGUUUUGUCCUGAAUAAUGAACCACUCAGUGUAUGUCAGUUCAUCUUGAAUAAAGUCUUAUUUUUGUAUAA